Messenger RNA from Menidia menidia (Atlantic silverside), 2341 nucleotides. NCBI's taxonomy places the organism in Eukaryota, Metazoa, Chordata, Actinopteri, Atheriniformes, Atherinopsidae. The record is from the annotation of a GenBank genome assembly.
UUUAAAGUGAGCUGAGUUAGAGGGGUUUCCUCGUCUGUGACUGGAGACCGUCAACCACAGAGGUGGGUGAUAACAGCAUCCGUUGCUGUUACUCAGCCUUUACACAGCUCAAUGAACUGCUCGCAAAGAAGCCACUGAUCGUGCCUCCUGCUUUUUGCAGGGCAGAGAUACUGAUCAGUGUCUAAAAACUGCAAUCCUUUUUUUCCUAUGAGAUUAUUUUUUCAUAGACUACCUUUUUUAGCUUUCAAGGUCUCUGUAGCCUGUCUCCUUCCGCCAUGGUGCUAGGAAAGGUAAAGAGCUUCACAGUAAGCUACGACUGUCUCAAUGACAGCAAUGUCCCCGUCUUCUCGAGCGGGGACAGCGUCUCAGGGAGGGUGAUCAUCGAAGUCACGGGAGAAAUCCGUGUGAAAUCUCUCAAAAUCCACGCGAAAGGUUUUGCAAAAGUUCGUUGGACGGAGUCAAGAAACGCUGGAUCCAACACUGCCUACACGCAAAACUACACAGAAGAAGUGGAAUACCUAAACCACAAAGAUAUUCUUAUUGGACAUGAAAGAGACGAUGACAACUCGGAGGAAGGACUCACCACUAUCCAUUCAGGAAGACAUGAGUAUGCAUUCAGCCUCGAGCUUCCACAGACACCUCUGGCUACCUCUUUCGAAGGGAAGCAUGGCAGUGUGCGCUACUGGGUAAAAGCAGAGCUUCACAGGCCAUGGCUCCUGCCCAUGAAGACCAAGAAGGAAUUUACCGUUUUUGAGCACAUUGACAUCAACACUCCAUUAUUGCUAUCACCACAGGCUGGCACUAAAGAAAAGACGCUUUGCUGUUGGUUCUGUACCUCAGGUCCUAUUUCCCUAAGUGCCAAAAUUGAAAGGAAGGGAUAUACUCCAGGAGAGUCGAUCCAGAUCUUUGCUGAGAUCGAGAACUGUUCUUCCCGAAUGGUAGUGCCAAAGGCAGCCAUCUACCAGACUCAGACCUUCUAUGCCAAAGGGAAGAUGAAGGAGGUCAAGCAGCUGGUGGCCAACCUGCGGGGAGAGUCUCUGUCGUCGGGCAAAACGGAAACCUGGAGUGGCAAGAUGCUGAAGAUCCCACCUGUCUCGCCCUCCAUCCUGGACUGCAGUAUUAUCAGAGUGGAGUACUCCCUCAUGGUUUAUGUGGACAUACCUGGGGCAAUAAACCUUUCCCUAAACCUGCCUCUGGUCAUCGGAACGAUCCCUCUCCACCCAUUUGGAUCUCGCACCUCCAGUGUGAGCAGCCAGUGCAGCAUGAGCUGGUUGGGGAUGGGUCUUCCAGAGAGGCCUGAAGCUCCUCCAAGCUACGCUGAAAUAGUGACGGAGGAGCAGAGGCAGAUCUGUCUGGAUGUCCCGGCCGUGCGAGAGGAGCUGGAAGGACCUCUGUUUGCCUAUAUUCAUGAGUUCCGCUUCCAGCCGCCUCCACUGUACUCUGAGAUUGAUCCCAACCCGGAUCACGUCAGACGCACAGAGGAGCGCAGACUCGACUCCUGUCCAUCCCGCUGAGCUCAAAUUCCUUCUCCUUACUCGGGGAACCGAAAAAGAACCUACGCUUGCAACGCUCGGCUUAGAACAUUUUUCUCAGAUAACAGCAUUCGAGUAAUGCCGUUGAUAUCGGGAGAAAAAUAAGAAAUCCAACCAACAAAAACUUGUCCAAUGUUGAGUUGGAUUUGGACAAAUCUGUUCCUGCCUUCCCUCCGAGAGAGAAACCGGAGUCUAGUUCGGGGCAUCACUUCCUUCCUGUGUCAACGUUCUGAGGGGGGGUGGGAUAUGUGCAGAUGAGCACACUGUAUGGGGAAUUACUCCCACUAGAGGCCAGAGCCCCUUUGAUGGUCUUAACGAAGAACCAUCAGGGCUCUGCCCGCCAAGUUCCUCUUUGCUCAUUUAAAAAGAAAAAAGAAAAAAAAUUCCUCUUACACAUGGCACAUAAGGACGUGACUCCUGACACGGCGGGUGGGACUAAUCCUGUCCAAACUUCAGUAGAAUUACCUUAACCAUGAGAUGAAGAGAGACAAAAGUAACAACCUUCUAAACUCUAUAGUCUGGGUGACCGGUGGCUUUCAGCAGCAGUAAACAGCACAGCGAAGACUAGGCCCUAUAGCCUCAUUUAGGAUUUUGUUUUGCACAUUUUAUUCUUUACUUGAGUUGCAUGGCUCUAUUUAAUGAGAGUAUGUUUUCUCUCUUUUUCUUUGGUUUUAAAUCACUAAUGGUUUGGUUUCAGCUUUGCAGGCCGUCGCAUUGAGAAUAUUAGACAGCAGACUUAACAACUUUUGAGAAUACAUCUGCACAAAACUUUGAGCAAUGCUGAGAACAGGAUUCUUUUUUUUUUUUUU